Adelges cooleyi (spruce gall adelgid) is the source of this 2562-nucleotide messenger RNA. Its product is annotated as pyridoxal-dependent decarboxylase domain-containing protein 1. Gene Ontology annotation, cellular component: intracellular membrane-bounded organelle. NCBI's taxonomy places the organism in Eukaryota, Metazoa, Arthropoda, Insecta, Hemiptera, Adelgidae. The record is from RefSeq and is a predicted model, not a curated record. The transcript has 15 exons. The coding region runs from base 253 to 2361 and encodes 702 amino acids. Gene Ontology annotation, molecular function: pyridoxal phosphate binding; carbon-carbon lyase activity. Gene Ontology annotation, biological process: carboxylic acid metabolic process.
UUUUUGAAUUUGUUAACAUAAAUAUUGUUUGUUUAACACAAAAUAAUUGCUCAUGUUCUUUUGCAUUUUUCUAUUAAUUACCCGGAGUUUAUUGGACAUUAAAUAAUAAAGUAACUGAUAAAUAUCGUUUUGUGUACCGCGUUUAUUAAAUUCGUCGGCUAGCAAUAAUACAUGACUGGUCGAGUACAUUGUAAUUAUUAUUGUUAUUGUAUUACAAGUAACAAAUUAUAGAGCACACAAACGGUAACAAAUAUGUCAUCGCCAGAUACCAGCGAGGAAAAAAUCGUUCCAUUCCUGGACCAUAAUGUGGUUGACUCUUCCGUCAUCGAUUUACACGAACAGUUUGUCAGUUCCCUUAGUAACUUGGAAGACAAUGUUGCAAGCGUUCAGCCAGCAUCACAACUUGACUUGUCACAUAAUCCCAAGUCGUUCAACGAUGUCUUAGUUUCGUUGCAGAGUCUCGUAUUGAACCAAAACAAGAGUAAUAACGAAACCGAAGACAAUCCACCACCAAUUUUACAAGAGUUAGAUAAACUGAGUUUGUCGUCGUAUUCUCUCAGUUAUUACAUUAGCCACUGUUUGCCUAAUGAACAAACGGUGUCAGUUUUGUCACCGGUAAACAAAUCGACUACCAUUUGGCUGUCUGAAUUAUUCAAGUUUCCGAAUUGUGGAGUGUUUUAUACUGAAAACAUGGUUUUAUGUUACGAGAAGGUGAUAUUUUUAGCAAUGAACCGUGUAUUUGGGCCAGACUAUUUCAACCCAAAUGCCAGUCCAGUGAUUUAUUGUACACCAGACCCAGUGUUGAUAAGUACUAUUAAGAGAGCUGUAUCACAAAUGGGAAUUAAUGAAAAAAACAUACAAAUAAUUCCUAAUGUAUCAAAUCCAUUAUUUCCCUACAAAGCAAAUUUAGAACUACUCGAAAAAAUCAUUAUGAAUGAUACCGAAAGCAAUAAGAAACCACUUAUAGUUUUUGGCAGAGCAGGAGCUCACGUCACUGGUCAAAUGGACGAUAUAGUUGGACUGAAAGAACUAUGCAAUAAAUACAAUAUAUGGUUACAUUUGUCUGGCGAUAAUUUAUCUGUACUCGCAUUGAAAUCCUCAAAUACUCAAGAAACUUCUUUGGCUGAUAGUAUAACAUUAACUCCAAGCAUUUGGCUAAAUAUUACUGCAUUGCCUGUAGUUACAUUAUUCAACAAGCAAUAUGGUGGUACUGACGUCUUGAACGUUUAUAAAAGCAAAAGUUUACCAAUUUGGACUUGUUUUCAAGCAUUGGGGCAAGACGCACUGGUUCUUAGGAUACAACAAAAGUUUGAAAUCUGUCAUCGUAUUUACAAUUUAGUCAGCCGAUAUGACUGCUUACGAAUUUUGUGUGAAACCCAAGGACACACGAGUGAAUCAAACGAGGAAACCGUUUCUGAUAUUAUUGCAAAGAAAGAAAACAUUUCAGACUUGUUACAUAGUUUAUCGUCUUGUCUCAUCAUUCAGUUUGUACCGAAAGAUUGUACUAUUAGAGUCUCACCUUAUUACGACAAACUCAAUUCCUGGUUAGGACAAGUUUUAGAACGAGAAAUACCCGAAGCGCCAUUAGAGCUUUGUGAAAUAGAAACGUUGGGCGUUGUUGUUUCAUUCUCACCGUUUACAAUAUUGAACUCUUUAAUAACCGAAGACGAUUGGGAAACGUUUUCUAUAUGUUUAGAUCAACAUGUUGAAAUUUUGCAAGCAACAGUUGAACAUAAAAAUAAGCUCAUGAACCUAAUAUCCGAAUUACCGUCACUCGAGUACGUGGAGGUAGACGAUUGGGCAGGUCUGGGGGCCGUACGAUACAUACCCCAACAGUGGCAAACAUCUGACCAACAGUUGGCUACUGAUCAGGCGAAACAAGACUUGAAUAGAUUAAACGUACGCAUUGUCCAACAACUCCGAUCAAUCGAUGCUGCAUUUUCACUUGGAGAAGGAAGUGAUGGUUUAGCUUGUGUGCGAUUUGGUAUGGUCACAGCAGACACUGACGUUGCAGAACUAUUAUCCUUGGUGCAAAGUACGGGGCACAAAGAGGAGGAGUCGACUAAAUACAUAGAUUCUAUGGCCGAAUUAGUAAAAAAAGGCAUUGAAACGGCCACAGUUGACUUGAAAAAAGAGAGUGACGAAAAAAUAUGGCAAGAAGGAAUUCUUAGACAUGUGCCGGUAUUCGGUAACUUGGUCAACUGGUGGUCUCCGCCGGCCAAAAACGCUGUGCGAGGCCGUUGGUUAGAUUUGGAAGCCGGUGUCGUAAGAUCUACAGAGGUAAUAUAUGAGAAAAAGGCACAAUUGGAAGACUCCGACAAUAGCCAAGAAGUCCCACCUAAUGUUCCCACGUCUGAAUGAGGAAACUCACUAUAAACUAAAAAACUUACGCAUCAUAUCUACAAAACAAUAUUUAUUAUAUUUCAUCAGUUUUAUAGUUACCAAAAAAAAAAAUAUUUAUUUGAAUGGUUUUAUAUAAAAAAAAAAUAUAAUAUAUUAAUGAUAGUAUUUUAAUGAAAUGUCAAUAAUUUCUAGUUAGUGAGAAUAAAAAUAUUUGUAAUU